GGGGAGGGGAAGAGAGGUAGAAGGAGGAGGAGGAGAGGCUGCAGGGAGUGGUGGAUUCCGCUGGUGAGUCGGAGGUUGUGGAGAAGAGGAUGGCGGCGUCUUCCGUGGCCGCGGCCUGGUCGGGUGGCGGCGGCGGCCGCCGCGGCUGGGGAUGGAAGCAGGAUGGCAUUGUUGGAUUGAUGAAGAGAUUGGUUUGGGUGGAGAAGAGUGUAUGUAUGUAGGCGUGGUUUCGGUUUUAGGUGGAAGAACAGAUUGGCGGUCAUUUUUUGGCAGUAAGCUCAGGUGGCUUGAGGAAGAG
Messenger RNA from Linum tenue, 298 nucleotides. The record is from the annotation of a GenBank genome assembly. NCBI's taxonomy places the organism in Eukaryota, Viridiplantae, Streptophyta, Magnoliopsida, Malpighiales, Linaceae.